Molecule: messenger RNA, 2937 nt
Organism: Biomphalaria glabrata
Lineage: Eukaryota; Metazoa; Mollusca; Gastropoda; Planorbidae
Product: toll-like receptor 2
Exons: 2
Coding region: 310-2679 (789 amino acids)
Biological process (GO): signal transduction
Molecular function (GO): protein binding
Source: RefSeq, a predicted model, not a curated record
UGUAAUAUACUUGGCCAUCAAUGUUCUUACAUAGCAAGUUAUUCAAAGGACGAGUAUCUCAAUGCUAUUCAGAACGUGGGAACUCUUGACAGCAGAGAAUUUAACCGGUAUAGAAAAAAAGGUACAUUGGAGCACAACAAACAGGUUUACAAAGACAAAUCAUCAAAAAAUACGAAGAAUGUAAUUUUAAAAGACAUCAACAUCUCUAUCAACGUAGGCUCUGAGUGUCAUGUAUAUAAUCUCACUGUUGACUGUUCAAAGCUACAUCUAAAGGAAAUAAAUUCUUCCUGGUUUUCAAAUAACACUGAGAUGAUUUUACUGAACGACAAUCUUCUGACUCGACUCGUCAAUUCAACAUUUGUACACUUCAGUCAUUUAACUCAUUUAGAUCUCUCAAACAAUGAGAUUUCACUCAUUGAUCUUCUCGCAUUUGACGGUUUGACCAGUUUGAAAUAUUUAAGCCUACGUCACAAUAGCAUCUCUUUCGAUGCGGUUUCCACUAUAAUUUUAAAACCUUUAAAUAAUUUGCAGCUAUUGGAUCUAAUACAGCAGCCUAGUGCUGGAAUAACCGAUGUUUCAGUUUCAUUGUUGCAAUCAUUGACAAAGUUACGCACGUUGGCGAUUAAUACAUUUAAUUCUACUCUCUACUUUGGGCCUGAGUUCCUUAACUUAACGCAUCUGGAAGUAUUAGAGAUUACUGGAUCAACACGGUACGUAACUGAGUCAUCCUUUAAAAAUGUCAAUGGCUUAAAAGAGCUGAUUGUACGAGACAUGCAGUUAUUGAAACAAAUGGAUGACAAAGUAUUUGUACAUUUAGACAAACUAACGAGUCUUACACUGGCGUAUGUUUCAAUAGAUUUGCAGAGGGUUUUAGCUUUGUUGUGGCCGUUUAAGGGAAGAUCAAUGUCCGAGAUUUAUUUUGAAGGCGUUACCACGACAUUUUAUAUGCCUGAUCCAAUGAAAAACGGCUAUAUCACUAAAAAAGACUUAAUGUAUAUAACAGACAUUUGUUUAGACACGGUUACAGUGAUAGAAUGUAAUAUCUACUACAUAACGGCGAAUGCCUUUUCAAACAGAAUAACAUGGGAUCGUUGUCUGCGUAAUAUCUAUAUGUCAAGAAACCCAUUAAUCGGAAGUUCUUUUUUUCUUUUUCCACUAGUUCUACUACAGAACUUGACUAAACUUACUGUUAGUGACGCUAUAAGAACAUGUCAGACGUUUUCUCCGUUCCCACGUUUAAGUUUAGUGGAACAUUUUUUUCAAGACACUUCACUCCACUAUUUGUCUCUUGAUGGUCAAACGAAAUUUAAAAACAAUUUAGCAAAUCAAGCACUUAGCAUUCUAAAUGGUACUUUCUAUUUAUAUGUCUCUAAGAAUUUAAUUAGUUGGAAUUUAAAACGAUUGGUGUCUGAUUUAUUUUUACGACUGGACGUGACUUUUUGUGGAGCUGAUAACCUUCAAUACAUUGAUAUAUCGGACAGCGGAUUUAACACAUUUACUGGACAUCUUCGCGGUUUAUCGUCACUCAGAACUGCAAUUGUAUCUGGAAAUGAUAUCUCUAUUCUUUCUGAAUACUUUCUAGAUGAAUUAUAUGGCUUAGAGAACUUGGCUGUGUCUAAAUGUCAGCUUGAUAGAAAUUUUAUCGCACUGAAAAGUGCUCGUAUCUUACAGAAUACAACAAAACUAAAAGUACUUGAUAUUUCCAACAACUCGCUAAAUGGUUUAAGCCAAGGAACUUUCUCUCAAAAUUCAGAACUACUAUAUUUAAGUUUAUCUGGCAAUCAGUUCAAAGACAUUCCGUUUGAUUUAAAAUUUACUCCGAAUCUUAAAAUUUUAGAUUUAAGUAGUAAUAUCAUCACUUCACUCACACCCGAAACUACUAUGGCUGUAGAUUUCUUAAAUUCGAAGAAUAAAUUAUUUCAGCUCAUGUUAAAUGGAAACAUACUUUCUUGUGGUUGCCAUGAUUUAUCAUUUCUUCAAUGGUUGAAUUCAACUUUAGUUCGUUUAGACAACAAUAGAAACUACACCUGCAUGAACAAAGAUGGUGAAAGGACAAACACAUUGACGUUCUCUGAUCUAGAUUCUCUGUGGAGACAAUGUUGGGGUGAAUUAUUUUUUUACAUUGCAAUGAUCACAUUAUGUCUUUAUGUUAUUGGGGUAGUCUUAAUAUUUCUGAUGUUAAGGAAUAAAAACUUUCUUGUUUCAUAUUUCUUACAAAUUUUUGGCAAUUUCAAACUUCACACUAGAUUGGAUUAUAAGACAGAUGUUUAUAUUGCCUAUUCAGAAGAAGACUAUCGAUUUCCUUGCAUUGAACUACGCGAACAUCUGGAAAGAAAUUUGAAAUUGAGCACUUUUAUAAUAGACAGAGAUCUGUUAGCUUCUUUGGACAAAGCCAGUGGUAUCGUGGAUGCAAUAAACUCUUGUUGGAGAGUUUUACUUGUCUGUAGUAAGAGCUUCUUAACGGACGAGGACUGGUCAAUGUUUACUAUGAGGUCAGCUAUGUACGCAGAAAGUCCAGCUAAUCCUGCAAGAAUUGUUUUAAUGGUUCAUACGAGUUGUCUCUUUUUGCUUCCCACAGAACUGUUAAGUGUCGUCAACGAUGAAAAUAUUUUAGUUGUUUCUGAGUGGAGAAUAAACUACAUUCUAAGUGAAACGUUGAGAACACGUCUGACCGCUUAAAUUUAGUGCAUCUUCACAACUAUCAGCAAUAAUUCGCAUAUGCAUGUAUUACCAUUUUAGGAUUUAUAUUUAUUUUUACAAUUUAAUUUCAUUAUAGACACAUAAAUCAUGCUUGUAUUCUAAUAUACUUUUGUUUUGACUUUUGCUUGUAUGAAGCAAAUACACAUUUCCAAAUGAUAAUUAUACUAAUUUUGUUUACAAUAUAACAUUUAAAAUGCAUCUUUUUACUUUCUUUAAAAGAAACACGCUUGUAAAACA